This is a messenger RNA of Drosophila navojoa, 1017 nucleotides long. RefSeq lists its product as uncharacterized. The record is from RefSeq and is a predicted model, not a curated record. Lineage: Eukaryota; Metazoa; Arthropoda; Insecta; Diptera; Drosophilidae.
AAAAAUGUAAUUAGUUAAUAAUUUAAAAGAAAAGCAUUAUAAUUUAUUAAAUAAUAAUUUGUUUUUAAUUCUUUAUUUAGUGUUAGCUAGUGCAAUUUAGUUAAGUUAACGUAAACCUCUUUCCACCAAUUCAAUAACUAUGGCUAACCCAACAAUACACACAUACAUAUAUAUCUAUAUAUAUAUAUAUAUAUAUCUUUUUGGCAUCGUUAACCAACACUAAUAUCAAAUAUGCCGCAAGGCCUCAAACUAAGCGAAAUAAAGGCAAACGUUAAUAAUGUCAUUGAGAAUUUACAAUUAUUGGAAGCUGCAAGCAAUGCGUCUCUAAACGAUUUCAAUUUGGAGCAAUCUCGCGAAUUGGAAAGACAAACCACAAGUUUAUUAGCGCAACUAUCAGAAAUACCAUGCGAAAAACUUGCUCGGACUCAACUGCAGCGUAAACAAAGACGCCAAAGGACCAAAAAGAAGGCCAAAUUGCAAUUUAAGCUCAAUAGAUCUAUUUCUAAGUCAGCUAAAGUAUCCGCAUCACUACCCACAAUAAAUGCCGCUGAUGAGGAAAAAUUGGGAGCUCCAAAGCAAGCCGAACACAUAACGCUCAAAAAACAUUAUGAUUCGUCCAACAUUCUGUACACAUUAGACUUGUUGGAGAGAUUGUACAAGGCGCGUGGCGGCAAAGGCAACUUGAGUGAAAAAAUGGCCAGAAUGCGAACAGUUUGGCGGCGUGUGCAGCAGGAGAGCAUUAAUGCGAUCAAUCAAGAAAUGCCCACCAACUGCGAGGCGCAAUGGUCUAAAGCUAUUUUUGGAAUCUCUUCUGUACCUUUAAAACAGGGAUCAUUAAAAGGCCUUCGCAAAACACAAAAUCAAAAAUUUGUGGAACGGCGUGCAAUUUGGGAUUCGUAUAUAAGUUCCGGUAAAGUCGGCAGUAGCAUACCACACGGAUGGGUAUUGCCUAGAGAAACGCCAUCAGCUGAAUGGGCCAAAUAUAUUUGCGAAUAAAACAUGAACACAUAUGAAUAU